AAUAUUUAAAUGAUUAAUUUUAAUAAAUGUUGGUUUAAUUCAAUAAAUAAAGAUAGUGUACAGAUAAUGAUUAAAAUGAAUUAAAGAUAAGUAUCAAAAUUGAAAUACAAUUGGUAGUACUAAUUAUCAAAUUAUCUAAUUAUAGGUCUUUGUUCAAUUAUUUAAGAGGAAUAAUAUAAUUUAUGGAAUUAAGAGAGGAUAAAAAUAGAUAUUUAAUGUAGAUUUAUAUUUUAAUUAAAAGUUUUAGCCGUGGAAUUUAUAAUGAAGAUGAUAAAAAGAAGGUGUAGAACGAAUUAUUUUAUAAUUAUUGAAUUUAAUUUUCAAUAAUUAUAAAAUAAUACAAAAACUGUUUCUGAAAAUCUCAAAUAUUUACAUUAAAAUAUGUUAAGCC
This is a messenger RNA of Paramecium sonneborni, 391 nucleotides long. The record is from the annotation of a GenBank genome assembly. Lineage: Eukaryota; Ciliophora; Oligohymenophorea; Peniculida; Parameciidae.